AUGGGGAGGUUCCUGCCCCCUCCGCACCCAUGGUUCACUCUCCCAGAUGGAGCCUUCCUGAGGAUUCCAGAUGGUGAAGUUAUUCGAAUGCCUCUGCCAGACGGUGCUCGUUGCCGUGGUUCCAUUGACAACUGGCUCUUGCUCAUGCAAAGGAAUGGUGAGUGCUUACUGGUGAACCCUUUCUCCAAAGCCACGGUGGAGCUUCCUAAGCUAGCUACUGUUUGGUCUCAAGACUCGUCCAAUGCAACCUCUGGAUUUCAUCCAAGUCUCUAUAAGCUGGUGGCACCCUUGGACUCAUCGCCAGAUUCACUUGUUGCAGUGCUGAUCUUGGAUGAUGCUGAUUGCAGUACAGUAUGUAUAUGCCAGCCCCCAAUUGUUACUGACAUGUUAAGUGCGAGGGCCCUGCAUCCUUUACAGGUCUUUCAUGAUGUCACAUUCUUCAAUGGGAAGCUCCACGGUCUCUCUUUUUGUGACAAACUAUUCGUGUUUGAUAUUGAUUAUGACCUCAGUGGCAAGCCGAAGAUCUCAUGCACCAAAUGUGUUGUCGACCAUGGGGAGGGUUUACGGGACUUGCCCCAGCCCUUAUCCUAA
This is a messenger RNA of Miscanthus lutarioriparius, 591 nucleotides long. NCBI's taxonomy places the organism in Eukaryota, Viridiplantae, Streptophyta, Magnoliopsida, Poales, Poaceae. The record is from the annotation of a GenBank genome assembly.